Molecule: messenger RNA, 2320 nt
Organism: Antechinus flavipes (yellow-footed antechinus)
Lineage: Eukaryota; Metazoa; Chordata; Mammalia; Dasyuromorphia; Dasyuridae
Gene: NME8
Product: NME/NM23 family member 8
Exons: 17
Coding region: 159-2165 (668 amino acids)
Source: RefSeq, a predicted model, not a curated record
GUCCCCUGAGGGCCCAGUGACUGUGGCAGCAGUGUCCAUCUUGCUCUCAGUCAAGCCUCAGUGACCUGUUCUACCAUCUGUGUACCAUCCCUUUCUCCCUUUGCCCAUUUCGUCAGUACUUCUCCCUCUGCACUGCUGUGUGUUUCCCCAGCAGGUAAAUGGCAAGCAAGAAGAAAGAAAUCCAGUUACAGACAGUCAUCAAUAAUGAAACUCUGUGGGAAGAAAUGCUGCAGAAUAAAGGCCUAACAGUUAUUGAUGUCUAUCAAGCUUGGUGUGGACCUUGCAAAGCAAUACAGGCUUUGUUCCGGAAACUGAGAAAUGAACUUUCAGCGGAGGAAGAGCUGCUACAUUUUGCUGUGGCGGAAGCAGACAGUCUGAUUACCCUGCAGCCUUUUAGAGAUAAAUGUGAGCCACUUUUCCUCUUUAGUCUUAAUGGCAGAAUUAUAUCAAUGGUUAAAGGUGCCAACGCACCACUAUUAAAUGCUAAAGUGAUACAACUAGUAGAAGAUGAAAGGAAAAUUUUAGCAGGGGAAAUGGACCGCCCAGUGCUUCCUGAAAUAAUGCUUAUUGAUUCUGAUGAAGAUGAAGAUGUGGGUGAAAUUCUAGAAGUACCCGUGGAGGAUACAUACAAUGUAUUGAUAAUAAGACCAAAUGCUGUGGAAGAAGAAAGAGUAGAAGAAAUUAGACAAUUGGUGAGUAGGCAAUUGAUUGUGGAUUUUGGCGCUAUCAUAGUAGCAGAGGAGCAGAGGAUCUUAUAUGAUGAUCAAGUUAGAGAUUUUUAUUAUGACAUCUCAGAAAAGUUUGAUUUUGAAGAUUUUGUCUUAUAUGCAACAAGUAACCCAAGUUAUAUUCUGGGCAUUUCUAUGGGAGCCCCAAUAAAAGAAAUUGAAGAAGAAGAAGGAGGAGGAGGAGGAGGAGGAGAAGGAAGAGAAGAAGAAGGAGGAGGAGGAGGAGAAGGAGGAGAAGGCGGAGAAGGAGGAGAAGGUGGAGAAGGAGGAGAAGGAGCAGGAGGAGAAGGAGAAAAAGAAGAUAAUCCAGAAGAAGAAGAUGAUGAGGCAGAAGAAGAAGAUGAUGAGGCAGAAGAAGAGGAUCAACUAGAAGAAAAACUGGAUUACCUAGAAGGAAAAGAUGAAUCAGAAGAAUCAGAUGAAGAGGAAGAAGAAGAAGAAGAAGAAGAAGAAGAAGAAGAAGAGAGGCCAAUGAGUUUACGAGAGUUUUUGGAAAGGCAAGACCUGUUAGAUGUUUGCGACCUCAUUGACGAUCCAGGGCAGGCCAGGAGGCAUAUCAUUCUAUUUUUUCCAGACUUUGCAAAGACAAAAAAUCUCGAGUUGUGUGUUGAAAGGACACUGGCGAUAAUCAGACCUGAUCUCCUAGACGGAACUAUGGAGAACGUCAUAGAUCUCCUCCAGAAGGAAGGCUUUGUUAUCAAGAUGCAAAAAAAGAUGUCCUUGACAGAGGAGGAAGCCCUAAUAUUCUACGAUUGUUUCAAGUACAGGGACUUUUUUCCAGCUCUGAUAGACCACGUGACCAGUGCUCCAAUUGUGGUGCUUUCUUUAGAACGAGUAAAUGCCGUACAUCACUGGCGAUACAUACUGUAUCCAACAGCUGAAGAAGAAAUCCCCACCAGUUUGCGGGAUAUUCUUGGCCCAGAAAAUUGUCUGUUUAAUCAACUGCAUGGAAAGGAUUCCCCAGAUGCCGCAACUGAAGAAACUCGCUUCUUCUUUCCUUUUGAAUACACUGUGGCAUUGAUCAAGCCCCAUGCCUUCCAAGAUCUGAGAGGGAAUAUCAUAAGACAGAUUCAAGAAGCAGGUUAUUCAUUGUCCCACAUGAAGGAAAUUCAGUUAACUACAGACAAGGUUGCAACACUUUAUCCGGCUCAUAGAGAAAAAGACUUUUAUGAAGACUUAGUGUAUUCCAUGACUGAGGGUCCCUGCAUGGCCAUGAUCAUAGGUAAAGAGAACGCAUUGGAAGAUUGGAGACGCUUUGCUGGCCCAACAGACCCAGAAGAAGCAAAAAAGGUUGCCCCCCAAUCCAUCCGGGCUCUUUUUGGGAAGGACAUCUUGAACAAUGCAGUACAUGUGUCAUCUAACAAACAACAUGCUAUAAAGACCAUUGAGCUACUAUUUGGCGACAUUGAUUUGGACUUUGAGGAGCAGGAUAUCUAAGCUCCUAGCAGAUAUUGCUCUAUUUCAUCAUUAUGUGCUACAGAAGUGAAAUAUGUGGUGUACCUUCCUCCCUCCUGCAACAAUAGGACAACAGCCUCUUGGGGGUAAAGGAACAAAGAUAUCAACAUAAAUAAAACAAAAAAAAAAUGAAACAA